UACACGCCUCCCCCACGCUAUUCAUGGCGGCACGGCCCCUCCGACACCGCUACGACGCGAUUCCGGCGCGUAGCGAUGACGCCACAAACCGCUUCCGGCGGCGCGAGAUGUGGGUGCCGGGGUUAUGGCGGGGACUGCGGGGCGGGACGGUGAGAGCACUCAGGAUCAGCGUGUGCACAGCCAGCGCCGCGCCGACACCGCAGGACGGCGUCACGAUGGAGGUUCUCGACCACCUGGAGCGCCUGGCCCUGGUGGAUUUCCGCGAUGCCGACGGCGUGGAGCGGCUGCGGGACGCGGUGCGAUUCGCGGAGCGGCUGCGGGAGGUGGAUACGGAGGGUGUCCAGCCCAUGGACUCGGUGCUGGAGGACAGGUGUCUUUAUCUGCGGGAAGAUGACGUUACCGAGGGGAACUGCACGGCACAGCUGCUGAAAAACGCCACGGAGAAAGUCGAGGAAUACUUCGUAGCCCCACCAGGUAACAUCCCUUUACCAGAGAUGGAAGAACGAGAUACUUUCCUGAAGGGCUCAUAGAGACAGAACCCAAACGCUGUUUCUAUAUUUCAUUUGGGAUUACUGCGCUUUGUGUGGGGACAGCUGAAAUACCCCAGGAGGGCAGAAACUCCUCCUUAGAUCAGAACUGAGUGUCACCUACUUUACACAGUGCGUGUUCUGUAUCUGUUUGUAGGGAAAAAAAGUCACUCCCACUUUGCUUCUCUGUGUUUCUGUGUAAUGAACAACACCAGCUUUGUGUAAGCGUUCCUUGGCAGAGAUGCUAAACAGCCAUAAUUGUAAUUAUUUUUCCUAUGGAGUCUAUAUUCUGCAUCCCUACAAACAAGACGUGAUUAAUAAACCAAAUCUCUAUGCCAAUAUCAAAUUCA
Messenger RNA from Coturnix japonica (Japanese quail), 877 nucleotides. It is a transcript of the gene GATC, whose product is annotated as glutamyl-tRNA amidotransferase subunit C. The record is from RefSeq and is a predicted model, not a curated record. Gene Ontology annotation, biological process: regulation of translational fidelity; mitochondrial translation; glutaminyl-tRNAGln biosynthesis via transamidation. Gene Ontology annotation, cellular component: glutamyl-tRNA(Gln) amidotransferase complex; mitochondrion. Lineage: Eukaryota; Metazoa; Chordata; Aves; Galliformes; Phasianidae.